AUGGCAAACUGGAAAGAUUUGCGGGCCUUUAAACAGGCCUCCCUGAACAUGGUUCUAGCGAUCUUUGUCAUGAGCGUAAGUGUAUUCAGCUAUGGGUUCGACAACAGCGUAUUUUCUACUAUUCAAGCAAUGGACGCAUACGAAAAGCGAUUUGGUACCUAUAAUCCCGAGACGAAAACGUGGGGAUUCACUACACAACAUCUAUCUUUCUUAAAUUCCCUCGGUCUUCCAGCCAAAUGCGUUGGCGCAGUAAUGGGCCUUCUGGUAGCUGAGAAAUUCGGCAGAAGAAUCUCUUACCUAGUCAUGCAAUUCGUCGUUCUCGCCGGUAUCGCUGUCAGUUACAGUGCAACAGCUUAUGGCGGUGCUCUAGCGGGCCGUAUUCUCGUUCAAUGUUUUGUUGGAUGGGAUAACUUUCUCGUGCCCAUGUUCCUGGCCGAGAUCAGUCCGGCAGCCCUCCGAGGGGCGAUCGUGGUAAUAUACGUUUUCGCACAUAUCUUCGGAUCUCUCAUCUGCUCGUUCAUUACGCUCGUCACUGCCAAAUACGAAGGUGAUGCCUCUUGGCAAACUCCACUUGCUUCUAUGUUUGCCUUCCCCGCAUUUGUGUUGUUAUUUUCCUGGUUUGUACCGGAAAGUCCCCGAUGGCUUGUUCGCAAGGGUCAAAAUGAAAAGGCCCUGAAGCACCUACGAUGGCUGCGGGGUUCUCGUUUAUCAGAGGAAGAAAGUCAAGCCGAGGUUCAUGCAUUGCAAGAAAGUAUCGAGCAAGACCGUGAUGUUAAAGGAAAAUGGGGGGACUUUCUGAAAGGCCCAAACAAGAGACGACUCCGGAUCGCAAUCGCUGUCGCUAUCUUCAACCAAGUUACAGGACAGAGUUUUAUGAGUCAAUAUGGGGCUAUAUUCAUCAAAAGUCUCGGUACCUUGAGCCCCUUUACAUUCCAAUCCGUUUCAUCGGGAAUCACCUGUCUUGGACCUAUCAUCACCUUCACAUUUGUCGACAUGAUCGGGACCGGUGAUGUUUCCGUAUCCGACAAAACAGGAAUCGUCGCCACCUGUACACUAUUCGGCUUCUUCUAUGUCAUGUCGUUUGGUGGGAUUGGUGCUGUGACUGCUGCAGAGGUCCCCCAUCUACGACUACGAGACAAAAACGCCCUGGUGGUGUACUGCACUCAAUUUGUCUUUGACUUCAUCGUCACGCUGACUCUACCUUAUCUCCUAAAUGCCGACUAUGCAAAUCUUCAAUCCAAGGUUGGAUUUAUUUAUGGCAGUUGUGGUAUCCUUGGUCUUACAUGGGCAUAUUUUUGUCUUCCUGAUAUGGCAGGACGAUCACUCGAGGAGUUGGAACAGAUGUGGACUGAGCGUGUCCCUGCUCGCGCAUUUCGCAAAUGGAUAUCCACUGCGGAAACCAGUGCCGACGAUGAUAUGGCCAAAAUCGCAAUCUCCUCGAAACUAGAUUCUGACAGGUGUUAA
This is a messenger RNA of Penicillium cosmopolitanum, 1464 nucleotides long. RefSeq names its product general substrate transporter. Gene Ontology annotation, molecular function: carbohydrate:proton symporter activity. Gene Ontology annotation, biological process: carbohydrate transport; transmembrane transport. The record is from RefSeq and is a predicted model, not a curated record. The transcript has 6 exons. The coding region runs from base 1 to 1464 and encodes 487 amino acids. Lineage: Eukaryota; Fungi; Ascomycota; Eurotiomycetes; Eurotiales; Aspergillaceae. Gene Ontology annotation, cellular component: membrane.